AUGGCUACUACAGGGAUCGAUUGGCUUUCUGUGGCAGCAUCGACAAAGGAUCCAGACCGUAGCCACGUCUUUGUCCAGUGGGCUUGGUGCGUUGCUGGAGCUGUUGUGGUGGCUGCUGUGUGCUACCAGAUGUGGUCGCUCCUCAGGCUGUCCUGGUCCUCGCAGUGCCGGUCGAGCAACUGUCAGAUCAGCCGCGACCAGCUGAGCAGCGCGUCGAUCAUUCACGCUUCAGAGAGUGGCGCGGAUUCGCCUAAGGAGCUCUGGCGGCGAGCCCCCCCUGGCGGAGCGGUCUGGCUGCGCUUCCUGCUGGUGCCCCUGCGCAGCUUCCUGCAGCCCGGGCACGUGGACCGCCUCGUGCGGGGCCAGCUGGCCACCCGCGCCGAGCGCAUGGAGGUCCGGAAGGUCGCUCCCGAGGGCGUUCCGACGCUGGCAAACUUUCUGGCCUGGCGAAGGAUCUGCAUCGGCGCGCUGCUCGCGGUCGGUCUCGUUUAUUACACGAUGCAGUGCUGCAUCCUGUCCUCGACGAAGCGCCACCGUCUGUAUUUCGACGCGCUGGCGCGCCGGCCUGAGAUGCAGAAUUACCAGGCGUUCGUGUCCAGCAGUGCCGAGCGCUUCGGCUUCCUGCAGUACACCGAGCAGAAGCUGCUCACGCUGCUCGCGGGCGUGCUCGCCGAGGUGUUGAGCGGUGCCGCUUAUGUCGAGAUCGUUGUCUGCGCGAUGGAGCUGCUGCCGCUGCUGCUCCUCGGCAUGGCGCUGGUCCACUGGACCUCCUUCGCAAGAAGUCGGCACUACGUGCUGUGCGCGUGGUUCCUCGCCUUCCUGACGCCCUUCUUCGUGAGCCUGUUCCCGAUGAGGCUGAUAGUGUCUUUCUCGGAGACGGAGCUGCAGGUCGACAGCUACAUUCACGAGCUGGCCGUUGCCCUCCACCUGGACAAGGCUCAGCAGCUCCUCCUCGGAGGCUGCGGCCAGGUAUUGAACCAGAAGUUCGACCAGCGCGUCGAGAAGGUCGGCAAGGCGCUGCACGCAACCUGCCACAGCCUCUCCAGCUUCCCCCUCCGGCUGGCCGUGCCCUGUCUGGACAGCCUGGCGCUCUGCCAUGUCGACCUGGGGGAGGCGGCGGACGGCUGCCGUGAGGCCAUCAGCCAGUUCGACAUGGG
Prorocentrum cordatum is the source of this 1157-nucleotide messenger RNA. Lineage: Eukaryota; Dinophyceae; Prorocentrales; Prorocentraceae. The record is from the annotation of a GenBank genome assembly.